This is a messenger RNA of Alligator mississippiensis (American alligator), 10878 nucleotides long. RefSeq names its product MAX interactor 1, dimerization protein (gene MXI1). The coding region runs from base 343 to 1167 and encodes 274 amino acids. NCBI's taxonomy places the organism in Eukaryota, Metazoa, Chordata, Crocodylia, Alligatoridae. The record is from RefSeq and is a predicted model, not a curated record. The transcript is spliced from 6 exons. Gene Ontology annotation, molecular function: protein dimerization activity; DNA-binding transcription factor activity, RNA polymerase II-specific; RNA polymerase II cis-regulatory region sequence-specific DNA binding. Gene Ontology annotation, biological process: regulation of transcription by RNA polymerase II.
UUUUCAUCUGCCCCCUCCACCUGGCAGCCCGGUGCACACGCGGCACCGGCAGCAACAACUCGGGGAAAGAAAGAAAAGAAAAGAAAAGAAAAGGAACAAGUGGGGUUGUUCUGCCAGCGCUGUCCGAGGGGCUGCCUGCGUCCUCCCGGGCCAGCGAGGAGGCGCAGCUCCCUCUUCCCGUUCACCUUGCGCUGUGAGCAGGCUCAGGAGCGCUAGGACCGCGGCGCCGCCUCGCAGGCGGGCAGGCAGGACGGACGGACGGACGCCUCUUGAUUCAUUCACUCCGCUCCGCGCACACGCGCACGCACACCACUGCGACCGGGGCAGCCGCGCUCGGAGCCCAUGGGGAAGCGGGGCCGGCCGAGGAAGGAGCUGCGGGGCGAGGAGGAGGAGGAGGGCGGCUCGGGGCCGGCGGCCGAGGGCUGGCUGCCCCGCUGCCCGCUCGGGGACAUCUGCAACACCCGGGAGGCGUCUCGCGAGCAGCUCGGCACUUUCCUGCACAACGUGCAGCUGCUGCUGGAGGCCGCCAGCUACCUGGAGCAGAUCGAGAAGGAGAAUAAAAAGUGUGAGCACGGCUACGCCUCCGCCUUCCCCGCGCUCCCCAGCCCCGAGGCCAAGCCGGCGCGCAGGCUGAGCCGGGCCAGGAAGCACAGCAGCGGGGGCAGCACCGCCGGCACGGCCAGCAGGUCUACGCACAAUGAACUAGAAAAGAACCGGCGAGCUCACCUCCGCCUGUGUUUAGAGCGCUUAAAAGUUCUGAUACCACUAGGACCAGACUGCACCCGGCACACGACGCUUGGGCUGCUGAACAAAGCCAAAGCACAUAUCAAGAAACUUGAAGAGGCCGAAAGGAGAAGCCAACACCAGCUCGAGAACCUGGAACGAGAACAAAGAUUCCUGAAGAGACGACUGGAGCAGCUACAAGGGUCUCCGGAGACAGAGCGAAUACGAAUGGACAGCGUCGGCUCAACCAUUUCCUCAGAUCGCUCGGAUUCGGAGCGAGAAGAGAUUGAAGUGGACGUCGAAAGCACAGAGUUCUCCCAUGGAGAAGUGGACAAUAUCAGCACAACCAGCAUCAGUGACAUUGAUGAUCACAGCAGCUUGCAGAGCAUGGGCAGUGACGAGGGUUACUCCAGCUCCAGUGUCAAACUGUCGUUCACUUCCUAAAACGAAAACAGGACUCCAGUCUAGUGCAGAUCACUUCCCUGGGGCAAUCUGAAUUCUGACUGGGUCCUCCUAGCCGGCAGUAUCCUCUUUCAGAAAUGGCACGUCAACAGUGAGAUCUGUAAACACUGUCCCUUGGGUGAUGGACGCCUCCGUAGGAACCCUUCUACACUCAUUUGGUUGUGUUGCAAAAUCUCAAUUUCCACUGGUAAGGGGUUGGGCUGAAUCCUGGUCCUUCAGAAGUCGGGGACAGAAUGCCCGUUCAUUUCAGCAGGGCUGGGAUUUGGACUUUAAUGAUGAGUGACCUUGCUUUGACUUUAUUUAUUUGAAAGAGGAUACUGGCAGUUCAGCCCCUUCUCUCCCUCUCUCUCCCCUCCCCACCCUUUCCUCCCCUCCUCCCCCUCCUUUCUGUCAUGAGAUCUAGGAACGACCCAAUUUUCCUCUGAUGUAUUCAGAUUGAGCACCUUGGUUAAGACCCUUCUAAAACGUUUGUGGGCCCAAAAGGACGCUCUCCUUGUAGCCGAUCCCAAUCAAGCAUUUUUAGAUCGCAGCAGGAAGUCGCAGCAUCUCUGCUUCUGAAGGCUGAUCAUGUAGCUUGUGAAUAAUAAUGAGGAACCCAAUUCAUGCCCAGAGAGAGGGAGGCAGCAGUGAAGUACGUUCACAAGAGAUCACCGUUCAGCCCAGCUUUUUAUUGGACGCCGUUUAAAGCAAGUACCUCUACCGCAUUGCUAGCACUAAGGUACUACAGCUAAUCUACCAGCACACAGUGGGCUGCUUUGUGGAGUCAGGCUGUGACCCUACCAGCAGUAUUCCCCUGUAGACACACGUACACACACACACACACGCACACGUACACAAUCGAGGACAGAAAGAUAUCAGCACAUAAAAGACAUGAUUGUGCCGGAAAGUCAUGUCCAGAUACUGAGCCACUAUGACCUUUUUAUUUAAAGAUUUUUUGAUAAACAUUUGUAAAUGUGUUGGGUGAAGAAGAAAAACACGCACCAAAUGUGACAUGUCUUUUUAGAGCUUGUCCAUUUGAAACCUUUGGUGUCUUUCUUUUUGUAAUGAAUGAACACGACUGGAGAAAGUAGCUGUGUGGUGAAGCACUUGACCCCGGGAAGCCUGAAGAUGCUGUUUGCCAUCCAUGAGACGAACCCUGUCUGUGCUAGCUGGGAAAGGUUGGGUUGGCUGGUUUGGUUUAGUUUGGAUUCCUUCUUUAGAGUCAUUCCCCUUUCGCAGACCCGAUUCUUUACAGUAGUUCCAGUCCAGUAGUUAACAUAGUCGAGCACAGCACUUCUGUUAACGUAACGUUUUACCUACACAGUCCCCUCACAAGGGCAGCCUCCAUCCUAGCUGUGCAGGUGCUGUUGCUGUUAAGAGCUAAUGUAUUGAAUCUUUUAUACUUUUCUUUAAGACGAGAUUUCUAACCUGCACUUUGAGGGCUUUGCUUGCUUUUUUUUUGUGUGUCUUUUUAAUGGCUUCAUUUUGUUUUCCAAGUUAAAAAAAAACCUUCCCCUAUAGACCUCACCUCAUUGUUUGAAACUUUGUAUACCUUUAAGUAAUUUAACUUUCCUUCAUUACUAAGAAAAAAAAAAAGAAAGAAAAGAGGAAAAAAAAUGCUUUAUAAGAUUCAUAACUUAUUGCUGACUUGAAUGGGUUGUUAAUUUCAGUCCUGUAGAUUUUAUUUUAUUGUUUUUAGGUAGGGACGGGCAAAACAGUAAAAUAAAAAAAAAUAAAGACAACAUUAUUUAGCGGUGCAGUGGAAUUGUGUUUAAAUGUUAGCCUAUGUCCCCCCACUAAAGUAGCACUUUAAUGCCAUUAAACAUUUCUGUAUCUGAAAUGCAUUGUGUUCCUCCAUCUUGGUCACUUGUGUGGUUUUUAGCAUACUUCCUUGUCUUUUUAUCUUGUGCUUGGAAACAAAGUUUGUUGCCCUUUUUGAUCUUGUGAGAAGAUCCGGAAUGAGUCUGAUGUAGAUUUUGUCCUAAGUUCUGGUGUGCUGCAUGUAUUUACGCCUUCCUAUGUUACCGAUUCCCGCCCCCUCUCCCCCAAGAUGCAGUGUCAUACUACGCGAGGCACAAGACCCGUCUUAAUAGAGUAGCAGAAUAAUCUUUACCUGGCUUUGAACUAUUUCUGGGUUUUUACGUCUUUUGGCUAUUAAAAUCUGGGUCAGACUGGUGCUCUAAAAUAUGCUUACACCUGUGCAUGUGUAAUACAGUGGCUUUAAUGCAUGUGAACAUGUUUUCCUCUAGUGGGUGACCCAGCAGGAACAGGAAGAUGCCAGUUGCUGGUAUCAUAGUGAUUCCUUAGCUUAGCUGAUAAAGAUUUGGGCUUUGCACUAACCACCACUGCUAGCAAUGGUAGAGCCAUUAAGUAAUGCGGCUGCAGUGUUUCACCCACGUUUAACCUGUACACAUCUGAUUUUAGUUAGACUAUAAAGGUGCAAAUCUACCCUGCCUUACACAUGCUUGCCAGUGUAGGUCAGGAGUAAGAAAGAAGAUACUGAGUAAUGGUGGAAGGAUCCCAUACGGGCCAAGGAUUGGCUUAGCCCCGGUGAGUGCCGGUUUGGCUCUGUUAGGAUUGUCGACAGCAGGAAUGGCUUUGACACUGUUCAUCUGGGUGCUGUUUGCUGCUGCUUUGUGACCCUUUCCCACUGCAACAAGAAAUCAUGAGAUGACUUUAUCUGCCACAAGGCCUGGUUCUUCAGGCACUCACAGCUCCAGCUGAAGUCACUGGGCAUGUCUACGUGUACAUUUAGGCGCACCUAAAUUUAAUGCACAUUAGCUUUAAUGUGCAUUAAGGGGAUUUUAGGCACGCGUUAAAGCACAUUGGCACUGUGUGCAUGGACUGAUGUGGGAGUGAAGUUAGUCCCAUGUCAGUCCAUACACGGCAUUAAUGUGCCUGAACGCAUCUACACGUGUGUUAAUGAGCUUUAGCUAUUUGCACCUAGAUCUGAUACCUGCUUUACAGGUAUCAAAUUUGGGUGUGAAUAGCCGUAAAUCACCAUUUUUAAGGCACAUUAAAGGUGCAUGUGUGUAGACGCACACCCUUAAUAUGUCUUAAACUGGCAUGUGUAGAUGCACCGACUGGGAUCUCUUGGGGUUCAGCUCCCUCAAAAACCAUUCCCACGGGUCACCCAAGCUAACGUGAUCUGUCUGGCUCAGGCAGCCUCGUCCUCUUUGAUUCCUUCUUUUUGGCUUACUUUGUGAACAGAAACAUACGUGUGAUGACAAAAAGUUUGCCUGGAGGGAAAAAAAAAUCAAUUGGGGAAAAUAAAAGCUAGAGACGGGCGGGGGUGGAAAUGCCAGCUCAUUAAGGAAGAAAAUCAGCAUUUUCUCUCCUGGCUAACAUGGCUACAUGUCGGUGUCUUUUGAAGGGAAAAUGGUUCAAGAUGCCAGGACAGCAGCCCACGUUAUGAGCCUUUGUGGUCAGUGUGUUGUCAUUAGCUGUCACCUUUCAAACUGCAGCCAAGAGGUUUGAAACAUCUGGGGAUUCAAAUACUCUACUAUGUAAAGUUUUAAGGGAGGAAAUGUUGGACCACUUCCUAGUUCCCAGCUGUCCCAGGUCUAUCCCAAGGGACUCAGUCAGCAAAGCAGCAAGCAUUAGCAUUCAGGUAGGAAUGGCCUUUAACGGCCAACAGGCUUCUCCCACAAGCCUUUGUAUCAGUAGUUAAAGACCAACGGUUGGUUGCUGAUUGGCGUCUGGGUCGGUACUAGGAGCUCCCUGGUUCCUCUCGCCUCUGGGCACAAGUGGAAGAUUCUCUGGUGAGAGACAUUCCCACACCUGAAACGAGCUGCCGGCAGGAUAAGUCAAGCCCACGCUGCUGGGCUUCCUGCCGUGGCAGUGGUUGGCAUUGCUAUAUUUACUGAUAUAAUCACCAUGUUGCUAGCCCUGGUCUGUCUAGCAAAAUAACCUAGCAUUUGUCUGAUGACAUUCAUCUAGAGCUGACACCCUUGUGGCCUGGCUAUUGAAACAGAGUUCAGUAAGUCAACACAAAUUGGCAUCAAGGCCAUUUCUGGGGUGUAGGCAUGUCUUGAUGGUUUCCCCCCUCGCUCUCUUCCCCAGUUUCCCUUCACUUUGGGAAUGAGAGCUGCAGCAGCACAGGGAGCAGGUUCCUGCUGUCCCAAAAAGAGAGAGGCCAGAGGAUGUUCCAGAUGGGGAGAUGCAAGAACCUUGUGCUGGAGGAUCUGUAGCUUUGACGUGUCUGCGAACCUAGAUGAGCGGUUCCCAAACUGACAGAUUGCGCACCGCCCAUUUAAAAUAAGUACCACCAGCAAAUUUUUGUGAUAUAAAGUAAUUAUAAUAAACCUGUUGACACGUACCAGACGGGUGGUCUGCAUACCACUGGUGGUACCCGUACCACAGGUUGGGAACCGCUGACCUAGGUGGUUCGUUCCAGGUUGAAAACAGAAAACCCACCCUUCAGCGAAGCCCUGAUAAUUUUGUCUGAACUGUGAGCCUUCACCUCCAAGUACUUCCCAGGCAUGGAGACUAACCCAUUCACCCAGGAGUUACAGAGCUAAAAUUGUGAGGAGGGCAAGCUCCGUAGUUUGGGGCUUGGGUAAUUCUGGAGCGUGCUACUCUUAGAAAUGGUCUGCAUCAAUGAUGUUCACUCCACAAGUAUCCAGGAGGCUCUGGCACCUUGUCAAGCAUAAUCUUAAUUUACAGAAGGUCCUUUCCUCGCUGGAGCUUCUGCUAAGGUGACCAUGGAUGCAUGUUGUGGUAGAGUCGGAAGGUGGUUGUAGGUGCAAUGGUCCAGGGAGUGUCCAAGAGGCAAGGAUUUUUUGUGAUCGUCUUUUAUUGGACUGUACAAUCAUGCUUGAAAGCUUGUCCAACAGCUCUCCCAACCAAUACAGUUGGUCCAGUACAAGGUAGCACCAAAAUCCUUGCCUCAUUGAUACAGGUUUACAUCAGAGAUGCAAUUAUAGAUUAAGAAGGGCUUUGGCCAGGAAGAUGCAUGAAGUAAUCUGGAAAUUCAGGAAUUUGAAUUACUUCGAGACGAGCAGCAAAGCCCAAUGGACUUACUAAGUUUUAGAUGAACUCUCUCUACACUGAGUAGGCUGAGGCAAACAAAGCUACAGUCGCCCCUUGAAGAAUGACUGACUUCAAAACCUCCUGUACUUUCCAUGCACUAUUAAGCUUACAUCUGGAUGUGGAUAUGUCGUUGAUUCGCACGUGGCUGCACAACCGUUGCCUUGAGGAAGGUGGUGACCAGGAAGUCUUCGUGUAGAUUGGGAGCUGUGCAGUUGGCUGGUUCUUGGGAAGUCAGAUACAAGUUGGUAGGUCACAUCCAAAGAAGUGCCCUCCUUUCUGCCCAAAUGGAGCCCAGUGAAAGGGCAGCUGUGAACUGAAGACGUACCUUAUCUACAGGCCUUCUGAUAUGAUACUAAUAACAUAGUCCUCUGUUGACCCCGUAAAAGAUUGCAUGUUUCUCUCUUCUAAGGCCUCACAAAUUAAGCAACUCUCAUUACCUUAGGUGGAAGUGAUCAAUUCUUUCUUAGCCAAUCUCCUUUUAUUCCUAGCCCAACUAGCUGCAAGUUCAGCUUUCGGCCUACCAGCAUAAGACAGACGUCUGGUCUGCAUUGUAUAGAUGAGCUUGGCUUAACCCAGAUAUUCUUAUCACAUGGUAUGCACUUUUUGGCUCUUCCAAAAUGGAUGAGACUUGAUCUUUGUUCAAAUUUGUUUCCUAAAUAAGGUAAUUUGGGGGUUUAUUAUCAAGUUUGUAGCGCCCAGCCUCCAAAGCAAGCACGAAAUCCGUCCUCCGUUUACAAGAAUGAGGUGGUUUUUCUUGCAAAAUGCACGGUAUUUCUUCUUAAUCGCCCUGCCCGUGUGGUCCACACACAUGUAUUGCUUCCCCAUAAGCUCAUCGUGGCAAGCUUUUCCUCCAUAAAUUAGGUCUUUAAUGGGUCCUUUUGCUACAGAGAAACCCAUUAGAAAGACCAUCCAGCGUUUUCUUGCUUUUGACAUCAGUGUAUUAUAGCAUGUCAUCUUGUGUCUGCAAAUGAGGUGGAGACGGCUGUCUGGCUGCGUUUGUCAUGGUUAUCCUUUGGCGAGCUGUCACUUGAAGGUCAUUGGGAAGUCCGUUCCAUUAGCGGCGUGUCACUGACAGACAAUGGCCUUGAAUUGUUUUUCCUUGUGGGAUCCAUAGGUCAGUUUAAAAAAAAGAUUGGGGGAGGGUAUCUAUAUUUUUUGUAACCAGAUUUUUCAUAGGCCCUCGCAUGUAGAAUCCAGCUCUCUUCUCCUUUGCCAUGCUCUGCUUCCAAGCUCCCACUCCCUGCUGAUGUCUGCUCUGUCUUUUGUCCUCAGUUGCUCUCAUUGGAGGUUGAGCUGCAAUUUGUUUCGCCUUGCCCCACCUGGGAUGAAAUCCUGGCCGCACGGAAAGCAAUGGCUGAGAUCAGGAUCUUACCCAGGGGUUGGGAUGGAAAGGUGCUCACAAUGACCAUAAAGAUUUGCUGUAGCGCUGACCUACUCCCCUUGCCUCUUGGAAAAAUAGGAAAAAUGAACAAGAUAUUUCUGUUGAUGGACUCCUGGUCUGCCCUUUUGCUGUUUCCAGUUGGGAGUUUCUGUUAUUAAGUCAGUGAGGUCUUCCUUUUGCUGUCAAGUGUAGAUGGUGGAGACCAGUUAAAAAGACUCCUUAUUAAUUUAAUUGGGACCAUACAAUGUCAGUGGAAUAGUUCAUGAAUUAUAGUAUCCUAUCACAUAUGCAGUCUCUUGUUCCAUACCAUAUGACCAUGGUGGUUUAUAACGAGAUCACAGUCAUGUCACUGACGCAUUUGGCCUUGGUUGGAUCGCUUUUGUUUCUGCUUCCUGUAAAAUAUAGCUAGCUCUAGUCACCGCAGCUAUGUUGUGAGGACCACUUUAAUGUUUCUGAAGUGCUUUGACCAUAUGAAACACUCCAGGAAGGCUAAAUGUUGCAUUAGGCUGCCCAGCUAGUCGAGGCUGUUGAUUUGAGCACAUUUCUAGGAACUUUAAAGUCCCUAUCAAGAAAUCUGGCAGAUGCUAUGGCUUCACAAAGUGUAUUCGGAUGCGUUGGGAAAGCCCAGUGGCUCCUGGUUUAAAAAAACAAAAAACCAGCAUGAAACCUGAGUAAUUAGAGCUGUCGAACCAGGAGUUCAAACUCUAGCUCUGAUUUCUGGAUGUGCUUAGGGCUUGGAGGUUUCAGCGUGGUGGUAUAUGGUGGAGUCUCUCAUUUUCUUGACCUAAAUCCUGAGUUUGAAGUACCAACAUUUUUGGGGGUGGUAUCUUUUAUUGGACCAAAUGCAAGGCUGCAAGAGGCUUAACGGAUGCUUCUCAGCGCAUCUGUGCUUGCAACCGAGCAAGCAAGGCCCCAGGUGUGUCUCCUGAGCAAAGUACUUGCAGAAAUAAGUUAAGAGCAAUCCGAUUUCACAUUUGCCUUUGCUCUGCAUCUGAUGACUCUGCUUGCCAUGAAAAGAAAUAUUAGUGAGACCAGAACCAUACUUUUAUAAGCCAAGGGACCAAAUUCACCCCUCUGUAACAUGCUGUUGAAGUAAUCGGCAACACAGCAGAGCUGAGUUAGCUGUGAUCUUCUAGGGGAACAGGGGUGGACCAUCCUAUUAAUGGAAGCAGAUCAUUGCAGUCAUGGUUUUGGGCUCCACACAAUUGCAAUAGGCAAUGAAGUGCUACUAGUGGUAUAUGCUACUGGUUUUCUAGCAAGCAACUGCUAGUCUUGCUAUGGUCAUUUUUAGCAACUGAUUUCCGUGUGCUCCUCUUUCCAAACCACGUGUAACAUUUUGAAGUUUCCUUCCUUUGCUGAACGUUUCCAGACUUGAUCCCUUCCUCUAAGUGGUUCAGUGGGCAGAUUUUCUUUGGGGUUUUCUUGUUUUUAAUGAGAAUAAGGAGGGAAACCUCCUUCUGCUCUUCUGGAGCAAUGUGGGAAGCAAAAAUACUACAGUAGUUGCCUUGUAAAAACAAAAAUUCAAAAAGUGGCUUUUUAAACGGGCCUAAAGCAAUGAGUUUGAAAAUUGGCAUAAACCGAUUUCACUAAGGAAUAGCAUCACCUUUGAGUCUGGGGAAGGAGGAGAGAUUUUUUAGAAUAGCAUCUCUGAAAAAUCAUUUCCUGGCAUGUGCUGUCAGCAUCUGUUUUAUUGGAGCUUUGCAUCUCCUACGAUAAACUGCACAUUGUCCCUGCCGGCCCUCACCAAGUGAUCCCAGUAAGGCAGGUUAAAUACUGGGCUUCAGCAAAUAGCCUCCCCUUUUAUAAUGUGAAAUAGUGUCAAUGAUACGUUCUUUGCCUAUUAAGCAGCGUCUACAUCUUGUCUGCAGGGGUUCUGACAUUUAAGUAUAUUUAAGGUAAGAAACAUUGCUUACUCAGAUAUCCUGUUUACAGCAUGCUAGAUAUCAAUGCAUACAGUUUAGCAUCUUGCUAUGAACUGAUACCAAAAACAUUUAAUUUGUACACUUGAGUCAAAGUAACUUUGAGAGAGCUCAAAAAAAAAAACAAACAAAAAGCAGAUUGUAGCGGUAUGUGAAGAGCAACACCAGCUUGAAGUACUCUCAUCUUUUUAACAUCACUUCUUUUCAAAUAAGUCCCUAUUGUCCCACAUGUAGUUUGUCAGUGACCAAGAUGCACGCAUGUGCAAGUGAAGGGGUUAACAGUAUCUUGCAAAAUCAAAGUGCUUAAUUGACAGGUUGAGGAAUGUUAAUGGGAAAUGAAAAUGUUUGCGCCCUUUUCCAACCAUGUCUCGCAGUAGAAUUUAUUUGUAAAUUGAACCAAGUCCUUCCUCGUCUUUACAAGCCUUUAAGAUGUUGAACAUCCGAACAAAUGUUAAGUGAAGUGACAAUCAAACUGGCAUGGCUGAUGGCAAAAAGGAACAGAUUGCUAUUAGGACCACAUUUGCAAUAGCCAGUAAUAGGUUUCCUUCUGUCACUGAUGCUCUUUGCAUUUCCAGUAUUUGAAGCUUGUAACAAAAAUGCUAAUAAUCCACUGUUUUAUUUUAAAAAACAUACCUGAUAGCAGGAUCCUUCUCUAUAGAAUUUCAAUUCGCUGUUUUUAAAUUGUUCUGAAUAUCAGUGAAGAAGUCAGAGCGGGUGGGGAAUUUUCCAUUGAUUUCAAGGGGAGUAGAAGUGUGGACUCUGAUCAUUCAGACAGCAUUUUUUAACUGUGUACUGAGCGGUUUCUGAUUUGCGACUCAAAUUCGUACCGUUACAAUCUUCCCAGUAGUUUACAACAUGUGUGUGAGAACGUUUCAGACUACUAGACUAUGGGUUUCCUAGAGCAAUUUGCUUUGAGAGAGAGGAAACAUACACUGUACUUACUAUAUGUGUCUGCAUAGUGCUAUUGUACUAUUCUGGAGAUGCAGUUCUGAAAUUAAACAAAUGUGUAUCCUUUGACAGAAGAAAUAUUUUUCUAAGGUGUUUCUAGCUUAGUGUAAGUUUAUUUUUGUGAUCUUUGCUCUGUGUGUAUCACUUUCUUUUCUAAGCUUUCCUGAGCAUCUUUUUUUUGUGCAGUAACUCAACAGGUGCUAUAGCCACUUGCUACUUUGAGAAACUGAACCAGACAAUUUGACUGGUGCUCAGGCUGACGGAAGUCAGCCUUUGAAACACUCGAAUGCUGACCACGCCUCUGUCUGUAACAUGCGGAUGGUGCUGACAAAGAUGUUGCAUUUUUUUCCAUCAUUUAAAUGAUUUCUUUUUGUUGUGGAUAUCUGUAUUAACUUGUUUAAAAUAUACAAAUAAAUUUUAUGAAAUUUUACUUAA